AGGAGCUCAAAAGCUACAAGCGUCGACGAACACCUGUUCACUUUUCUAAACUUCCACCAGGUUCAUCAUCCUCUUGAUGAAUUUUCAUGCAUCUUGCAAUUGUUAAGAACCUCACAUUUAUUGCGCUGUCCCCCCUUAAUGUUCCUUACAUUGCGGUACCAUGAAUUUGAAAUGAUCUUGUUGUAUUAAUUUAGUCGAUUUGAACGUGAAAUAGAUACUGUAUCUUCAGUUUGUUGAAUAAGAGUAUCACUCCAAUUUUUCUUUUUCUUCUUUGUCGUACUCGUGUGCGAGGACCUUUCCUCCGACGACCGGUCUGGCGAAAAUAAUGUCGUCAAAACAGAAGACUUCCGUGGCUGCGAAUGCUAACAAUCAAGUUAUGUUGCUUCUUCUUCAUCAAGAAAAUCAAGAUGAUUCAUCUCACUGUCGUCCAUCAAGUAGAAAUUCUAGCGAACAAAGGGAUAAGGAUAUACAACUUGUUUACGCGACAUAAUUAUGUUGUAAUCAUCGUAUAUCUGAAUGGUUCCGGUAUUUGGUAACCUGAACUUGAUCAUAAGGGAAAACAAGAAGAGAACCCUUAUGAUCAAAGUCAGGUUACCAAAUACCAGAGCCAUACAAUAUCCCCUACCCUUGUUCUUCCUUACUUCUAGAGGGAAGAACAACACGAGAUGCUACUUGUUGACGGCGUCCUCGACAUGAAUUAGCGAGGUCUAGAGUUAACGAGUUCUACUUCUAACAAUACAUCUGGAAAGAUGAACAACGAGCUUGGUGCGGGUCCAACCCUCUUCGCAGGGAAUACAAAGCUGCAGCAACUCCAGGCAGAGAGGAAUCAAAAAAGCAAGUCAGCAAUCGCGGUACUAUAAUAUUAAGAAUCUCCUUGAAUGAUACAUGAAGAUGUUCUCUAUCAGAAAUCUUCUAGUUUUAGCUGCAGAUAGGAGGACGCUUAUAAUUAGUUUUAGCAGAUUAUGGGAGGACGCUUGACGAUAAUUGCCCUUUUCUCUUUUCUAUCUUCCUCUGGUCUUUCUUUUUUCUAGUUAGAUCGGCUCCACCACAUCUAUAAUUAGAAAUCUUCUCGAUGUCGACAGAGCAAAUUCGUGUUCUUUAGAAUUAAGUCCAGUAUUCCGACAUCCGGCAAGCCGACGACCACUAGAUCAUUCAUAUGGACGAGUAUCAUCUUCUUCACGUGCACUUCUUCACGAGUAUCAUCUUCUUCACGUGCACUUGUACCACCCAUACCUCCUAAAUCAGGAAACAACAACUGAAACUCUACAACACACAGGACACCGAAGAGAAUGUCUCGAAGAUGGAGGCAUCUCUCGGCUCCCUGGAGAGUCUAGAGGAGCAGAAGGCGACUUCGCAGGGUGCCUUGAGUCAGAAGAUGCUACAAGCUCUGGCACUAAACGGCAAUGACGUCCACGUAGACAUCAAAACAGCAAGGGUUAGCUUGAGGUACUUAUUUUUGCGUUUUUUUAUACACUUUCUUUCUCACCUUCGCCCUACAACAGCUGCAAGCUACAAACCGAUCAAAUAACUCCAUCCAUCCUUCAUCAAAUUUUGUUCUCAAUCUCGUCAACAUCUCUUUCAGAGAGGCCCAAUUUGCAUCUUUUGAUCACUUCUCACCUCCUCACCUCACUCUCUCUGUCGACCUCCUCACCUCCAAAAACAGUAAACUCGAUAUGGGUGGAGAAGGUGGAGAUAAUUUUUCACGGUCACUAUUGCCUGCUGAGUGGUGCGAGGAGUGGGAACAAAACUUGCCGGAUUACCCCAAGAUAUCCUUUCCGCAAAAGAAAUCAGAGAAAUGGUCAAUCGGAACUAUGAUGUCGAUGGUAAUGUUUUUAUGUUUUGUUUUUUUUCUUGAGCUAAACCUAUGUAUACCUAUACAACUAGGCUGUCCUUGACCGUGCCCUAGUUCCACUUUCUUGCAGUGAAAGAUGAGUGACUUUGUUUUUAUAGAGUUUAUCUUGAAAAUCUUUUUUCUAUCAAAGGGCUAUUAAGAUUAAGAAGAGUCGCAUUCUUGUUGCAUGAAGUAGUCUCAUCCGAGCACGUACUGAGUUCCUGAUCUUCCCGUAUCCCACUUUCUUUCUCAACCUCCAGGUCGAGCACUUCAAGAGCAACGCUGCACAGCCGUUGCAUCCUCUAUUGAUCAUGCGCCUCCUGUACGAUACAGAAGUCGUGAUGGCCAAGAAAUAUCCGCACUCAGUCAACAAAGCCACUAUCCCGAAAAAGAGCAUGCAACAGAGAGCCGAGGAAGAGGCCACGAAAAGGGGAGAGAAUCCAACCGAGGUGUCGAAGAAGGAGAUGCCGGGUCUUAAUUCCAAAGCUAUGGGCACAGCGGGACGCACGAUUGUAGUUGGAGAUACACAUGGUCAAUUGGAGGAUGUGCUCUGGAUCUUCUACAAGAACGGAUUGCCGAGUCCCAGCAACGCAUACUUAUUCAACGGUGACAUCGCGGAUAGAGGGUAGUAAGACUACUUGGGCGACUUCUCUACUCUAACAGAUGUUACGAAGACCAAUUGUAUUUGCUUUUGCUAAAGAUAUUUGACAUAUGAACCACCUCCACCUCCAUACGAGGACAAUGAAAAACUAGCCUUUUUAAUAGAUAAAUACGAUAACCCCUCUACAUAAGAAAACUUGAACUUUUUUUUCCUCAUUCUCGCCCACCCUCAUUUCGUCUAUGCGCCCACCACCACCACCACCACCACCACCACCACCACCACCUUUACCAUCAUCGCUACGAGGUUUUACGCCACCGAGAUUUUCGCAUUGUUGUUUGGUUUCAUGGUUUUGUACCCGUCCUCUGUCGAUAUGAACCGCGGCAACCACGAGGACGAAACCAUUAAUUUAGAUCCGCAUUGUGGCGGCUUCUAUGAGGAGAACAUCCAGAAAUACGGUGGCAACAUUGGCAGUAUGAUUUACGAAAGCUACCUGAAAGUUUAUUCGCACCUGCCAUUGGCAACGGUGCUGGAAAAACGCGUCUUCGUGGUCCACGGUGGUCUCUCGCGUGUAACGGACGGCAUGUUGAAGGUGUUGGCGGGAGUUGACCACCAUACCAGUUCGAUCCCGGAAAGCCCAGACAACACAGCGGAUACAGUCUUCAUCGAUAUUAUGGCUGAAGACAGACGUCGUCUCCGAGAUUGAUGUGAUUGAUUAAGUACUUUUUUCAAGAACAUCUAGAAUAAUAUGAAAAUGAAGCGACAAGCACAUUUUUUCAAGAACAUCUAGAAUAUGUUGAAAAUGAAGCAACAAGCACAAGCAUAAAAAAUAAACGGAGGUAACCACUACUAGGACUUGUUUCUAUUGUGUUCAUCUUCUCCCUUAGUGUUUGAUGAACUAGGCCCGUUCGUCCAACUUUCCUCCUCCUGGUAGAAGGAAGAAAAGAAGGUGAAUUAGGAUCAUUCAACAUCUUGUUCUGAAGUAUUUCAGCAGCAACCUCCUCUAAGCUCUGCAUGUGGGCGGAUCCUAUGGAGGGCAAAGGUAUUGUGCCGUCGAACCGAGGCCCCAGUCUCAUCCAGUUUGGCCCUGAUGUGACGAUGAAAUUCCUGCGCCAAAACGGAUUCCACCUGGUCGUCCGCUCGCACCAGCCUCCUAGCAACAAGGAUGGCGUCUUCUUCCACCACGAUGGACGUCUUCUCACCGUCUUCUCCGCUUCGAACUACUGCGGCUGGUACGGCAACACUGGCGCAGUUUUGAUCUUUUCACCAGGAAAGGGUGACACCAAAGCUGCGUCCUUGCCGACUAUUGAGAUCGUGCGACACUUCUCGCCUACCUUCCAGAUGCUGGCCACAGCGGACAUCACGACGAACGAUGUUUUGUCAUUGGAGCAGCUAAACGCUAGGAAAAAGGGAGCCACGGAAAUGGAGUAUGCGGCGAUCAAGAAUGCACGUUCAUCUCUAGCAGUGCGCAUGGACAAGCUCAUAUUCGAAGUGAAGACGCGCAUCGCACGCAUCCUCGUAGACCACAAGCAAGAACUAUGGAAAUUUUGGCUGCAGCAUGAGAAGGAUGUAAUUUUUAUUUUGAUGUUUACUUACUUGAUAGAGUCUUCACUGUCGUGGUCAACACUCAUUGGGUUCUGUCUCUACGAUAUUCUUCACAUGUGAGAAACUUGCAUUUCCGAAAUGUCUUUUGACUAUUCGCUAUCUAUCAUCUCAAAACGUGGGCAUCUCUCGAUUACGACUUAACCACUGACUCACAGGGCGACUACAAUAGCCGACCUGGGAACGCGCCACCAGGCUUGAUCUCCAUAGAUGCUUGGAAAGAGGGUAUCGCGGCACAGGUUGGCAGCUGCGCGUCCGUGGUUAAUGGCCUUCCUUGGCAGCAGGUGAAGGAGAUUUUGAACGUCGAAGACCCGCACACCAAGCUGAUCGACUACCCUUUGACUCUGCACCGCUUUCGCGUUGUGCUCCGGGAUGAGGUGAAGACAGAGGCUAAUUUGCAGGAUGUGCGAAAGUCAGUUUCCACGCAGACGGCUUUGUUUCCUAGAAAGACCGCGGACCCGAAUGGGAAUGUGAUGCGCCACACGAACUGGAUGGAGACCAUCUUGGCCCGAUUGUUCGAACAGUUGCUGUUGGAAAACGUGCCUUGGCAACAGCUGAUCGCGAAAUUUGGAGUGGCAAGCGAAGAAGAAAAGAUCGAUCCCACAACUUUGCAGAAAGUGUUGUCGUCUUUGACCUCUGGUUCCUCAGCGAACAAGAAGCAUCAACUGCUGACAAGCGACCAAGCCGCCGGUUUGGUGCGAACGUUGACGGGCUACGGCGGAAGUCGUUCCUCGAUCGCUCCUGGCUCACUGUCCUUGUCGGCUGCGAAGUCCGGCGCAGCAGGUGUUGGCGUCACUCUGGCCGAGUUCUUGUCGCGUCUGGAAGUGUGCUACACGGGGUACAACGUCCAGCGACUGCGACACAAAGCCGAGUCUGGCUUGAAAGAAGGACAAGACGGCGAACAAACGUUGAUGAACUUGAAGUUUGGCACCACGACUGUCGCAACUUGCUUCCGCCUGAUCGGCCGCGCGAUCUUCGCUGACGCCGACUCUGCUCAUGAAGCCAGUGAGAAAACGUUUACGAUCUUCAAGGAUGGGGACAAGGAUAGCGAUGGCAUGUUGUCGAAGUCGGAAUUCACAGCCGUAGUAGAGCAAUUGCUGAAGCCGUACUCGUCUUACUUGUUGGAAUUCUUCAUCAAGAAGAGCGACAAGUACAACGCCUCGGGCGGCGGCAAUGGGGAACUUCCAGCAUCCUUGCUCGAAGACAUCUUCAAGGUGGUAGAUGUAGCCAGAACUGCGAAGAUUAGCUACCUCGAAUUCCUCCACUGCUUUCAGCCAGCGGAUAGAAGCGGCGAUGUGCUCGGAUUGAUAGACUCAGAAGACGUAUUAUUAUAGCUUUUUUCUUUUGUGUAUGUGGCAGUCAGCACUGAACUUUGUGCGACCACGAGAUGUAUUGUAUUGUCUUGCUCGUAGUCGUGAGAAUGAAUUGUGAUUACGGUGUCUGGAGGGUGCUGUUUUGCCGCUCAAAAUGCGCAUCCCACUUCACAGUUAGACAGGGAUCAUGCUCUCCUCGUCCUCGUCACAGAGAUGUUGAAACUCUUCGUUCAAGCUACUAGAGAUUCAUUUACAUGAUCAAGGAAACAUGUACAUGACAUCCCUCUCCAACAACAUCAACAACGACAAAAUAUCUACAACAGAGCAAGGCCCUUUCUUCCGCGGUGAAUAGCGGAAAAGCUGCGCUGAAGCAUCUGAAGCAUCCCGCUGAGGAAAUCCGAGUAGCACUGAUGGAACAGAUUUGUGGGGUCCUGUACAACAACAAGCAAGCCCUGCACAAAGCUUUUAUGUUCUUCGACAAGGGCAAUACACGCUUGAUCCCGAAAGUGCACUUCGUCAAAGCCAUCAAGUGCCUCAACAUCACACUCAACAUGAAGGCGUCGCCCCUUACUGAAGACCAGAUCGAGAUGUUCGCGGAUCACUGUGUCCUGUCCGCAGACGAAACGAUCGACUACCUGCACUUCCUCAACAACCUCGUCAUCUGCGAUAUGCACACAGGCGAAAUGUUCGAUUAAGAGGUUUGAAGCCUUUUUUUUGGGGCAUACUUAGUAUUUAUGCAAACAGGAGGUGAGAAGAUGUUAUUUAGAGCCUUUUUUUGAGCAUACGCUUGCACGCAGGCGAAAUGUUCGAUUAAGGGUUUUUUUGGAAGGUUUAGAGGGACAGGCCUCUGGACGAACAAGGAUGCCACGGAGUUCGAUAAAAUUUCGUUCAACAACUACCUAGACAUCAUCGCACGACUAAGCUUAGUACAACUAAACAUCUUGACUUUUUCAACGUACCAGUUAUUUCUCGAACAAAUAGAUUACCAAAUAAUAGAGGACAUCUUCAAAAUACCACCAUAAGAAUUAUUUCUAAGAUAAUACGCUUAUAACAACGAACUACUAGAAAUAGCAUUCUUAGUCUAGUAGAAAAUAUCUAACCUUACAUUGCGUAGCAAACAUGAACAGCAAGAUGAUUUGUAUGCAAAUAAUAUCACAACAUGAUUUGUAUUACAUUCGGAUAUGGAUAUUCACAGACUCUUGAUAAUGAAGCGAUCACAAUUACACUUAAGAAAUGAAGUACUGCAAUUGCGAAUGCGAUAACUUAUCGACAUGAAUGAAUAUGUUGGUUAAUGUAUUUAAUUAUGAUCGCGAUGUGCAACUUUUAGGAUUGAAAUUUUCUUUUGAUGCUUACUUAGUUCAACUAAGUAUGUUGUUGUAGAAUCUCAAAAGUAGUAAGAUGUCGUAAACUGUUGUUGUUUCAUCUAUUGAAGUAGAUGGAACUACUACCAGUAUCUACUAUGUAGUCCGUGUCGUGGAGCGAAGAGGCGGUGCGUGCACAAGGAAGAGACACCAUGAAGUUUGCGACGCGGCGAGGGAGCAGACGCACCUAGUAGCGAAUGCGGAACUACUACUACUAAGUAGUAGCAAAAAUCCAGCAAAAAAUCAUGUAACAAAUAUAUCAUCAUGCAUCGCCGAAGUAGAGUAAGUAUUUACAUGUAGUAUAAUCUCUCUUUGGAACCACAUCAGUUGUAGCAUCUUCAAUAUUGCACCACUUAUUUGCACAGAAAAAAUUAAGAAACUACGAUAACGAAUGUAGAUGUGCUCAGAUAAAAAAAACUGGAUGUAGACAUACAACAUUGCAUACAAAAACUGGACGUAGACGUUUGUUUUACAUUGCAUUUAGUUCUAAGAAAUAUGAGAAUGUUGACACUGGAGAUUGUCGACAACGACAACGCAAGAGCCAAAGACUAAUUUUGCGGACAAAUAUGAAAUUAAUCGCACUUGGGAUUGGGAAUCAAGAAUG
This is a messenger RNA of Amoebophrya sp. A25, 7309 nucleotides long. NCBI's taxonomy places the organism in Eukaryota, Dinophyceae, Syndiniales, Amoebophryaceae. The record is from the annotation of a GenBank genome assembly.